AUGCGACUGCUCGGCCCACAGCAGCGUACGCGGAGGGCGGCGGAGCCUGAGGUGGAACCUGCACCCGGUCCACCUCCACCGUCCCACCACUCCCACAACUUCCUCGACAUCAAGAACAAGUUCUUCAAUGAGCUCGGCCACCUACCCAACCACAAGAUCAAAUUGCCCAUGUGGGUGAUCGGGGCCAUAGUGGUGGUGGUGCUGGCCCUCGUCGGCUGCUUUGCCUUCUGCAUCUAUAAGAAAUGUUUAGGAGGGAAGAAGAAAGCCAAGAAAGUGAGGGAGAGGAAGGGCGGACGCCGCACAAGGAAGAAGGACAAAGAUGGAGAGGAGGACAAGGAAGAAGCGAAGCAGGAGGAAGGUGAGGAAAAGGAGCAGGAAUUCUUUGGUAAACUGGAGUACACCCUGGACUAUAACUUUACUGACAAUCAGCUCAUCGUGGGUGUCCUGCAAGCCCAGGAUCUUCCUGCUAUGGAUAUGGGAGGCACCUCUGAUCCCUACGUCAAAGUGUACAUGCUCCCUGACAAGAAGAAGAAGUUUGAGACCAAAAUCCAGCGCAAGAACCUCUGUCCUGUUUUUAACGAGACUUUUAUUUUUAAGAUCCCCUUUAAUGACCUGGCUGGCCAGACUUUAGUGCUGCAGGUGUUUGAUUUUGACCGAUUUGGUAAGCAUGAUGUGAUCGGAGAGAUUAAGGUUCCCAUGAACAGCGUGGACCUUGGACAGCCUAUUCAUGAGUGGAAAGACCUGGUUGGAGGAGAAAAAGAAGAGCAAGAGAAACUAGGAGACAUCUGUAUAUCCCUGAGGUACGUCCCCACCUCCGGCAAGCUCACUGUCUGUGUGAUGGAAGCCAAGAACCUGAAGAAGAUGGACGUGGGUGGUUUAUCUGACCCGUUUGUAAAGGUGGUUCUGCAACACAAUGGCAAACGUUUAAAGAAAAAGAAGACCACGGUCAAACAGAACACGCUGAACCCGUAUUUCAACGAGAGCUUCAGCUUUGAGAUCCCCUUCGCUCAGAUUCAGAAGAUCCAGGUGCUGAUCACCGUCUACGAUUACGACAAACUGGGCAGCAACGACGCCAUCGGUAAGUGCUGGAUCGGGUACGGUGCCAGCGGCGUGGGCCUCCGUCACUGGUCCGACAUGCUGGCCAAUCCCAGACGCCCCGUCGCCCAGUGGCACACGCUGCAGCCCGAGGAGGAAGUGGACGCGGCCUUAAAAGCGCCGAUCCGCUAAACAUACCUGUCCAGUUAAAACACAGCCACGCCCGUAAAUAUACACCAAUCAAAGCUCACAGUCCAGAUGCAACAGAAACGUCGUGACCCGUGUUUAAAUAUAUACACACCUCACUAACUAUACCUGAGAACCUGCAGACCCAUGACUAGUCCCAAACUGCAAAUUAAAAUCACGUAUUUUACACACCUCAGACCUUCAGCCCUUCAUUAGUUUCAUUUUAUUGUGAUUAUUUAUUAUUUUAUAUGAUCUGUAUCUUGUAUAUGUA
Messenger RNA from Trichomycterus rosablanca, 1492 nucleotides. It is a transcript of the gene syt5a, whose product is annotated as synaptotagmin Va. Gene Ontology annotation, biological process: cellular response to calcium ion; regulation of dopamine secretion; regulation of calcium ion-dependent exocytosis. Gene Ontology annotation, molecular function: phosphatidylserine binding; calcium ion binding; calcium-dependent phospholipid binding. The coding region runs from base 1 to 1227 and encodes 408 amino acids. The record is from RefSeq and is a predicted model, not a curated record. Lineage: Eukaryota; Metazoa; Chordata; Actinopteri; Siluriformes; Trichomycteridae. The transcript is spliced from 9 exons. Gene Ontology annotation, cellular component: plasma membrane; exocytic vesicle.